GUUGAAGGAGAAUCCAUCAACUCCCCCUUCCCAGUAGAGUGUUCCUGAUGGGUGUAACAGGCGUAACUACCAGGAACACGUGCACAUUGGUACACAUGUGUUGCUCCAUUGCUGCCGACCAAAGAUAUCGCGAAGCUGUGCGAAGCCGUUCCUCCGGACUUAGCGGACCUGAUUCGGAAAUGCCCAUGUAUUUUCCUGGAUGACAUGCCAGCUGGACUCCCGCUGAGGCGACCAGAAGACCACCGCAUCAAACUGGAACCAGGCGCCCAACCGAGGGUACAGCGACAAUUUCGGCUCAGCCAACUAGACCUGGAAGAAUUACAGCAGCAGCUGGAUAACCUUCUGACAAAGGGAUUUAUCUGGCCCAGCACGUCACCAUACGCCGCCCCCAUACUGUUCAUGCCGAAGAAGGAUGGAGGAUUCAGAAUGUGUAUCGACUACUGCGCGCUCAACCGGAUCACCAUCAAGUCGCGCUACCCGAUCCCGCGAGCCGACCAACUUCUCGACCUUCUUCGCGGCGCCAAGUUUUUUCUCGAAAAUCGACUUGCGAUGAGGUUACCAUCAGAUUCGCGUCGUCGUCGAGGAUUGUCACACGACGGCAUUUCGAAUCCACUACGGCAGCUACGAGUACCUGGUCUUGCCUUUUGGCCUCACGAACGUGCCCUCGACAUUCCAAAUGACCACGAACGGCAUUUUCAAGGAACUCUUGGACAGAUGCGUCAUCAUCUAUCUUGACGAUAUACUAAUCUACAGCCGCAAC
Molecule: messenger RNA, 760 nt
Organism: Closterium sp. NIES-67
Lineage: Eukaryota; Viridiplantae; Streptophyta; Zygnematophyceae; Desmidiales; Closteriaceae
Source: the annotation of a GenBank genome assembly